Molecule: messenger RNA, 856 nt
Organism: Engraulis encrasicolus (European anchovy)
Lineage: Eukaryota; Metazoa; Chordata; Actinopteri; Clupeiformes; Engraulidae
Exons: 3
Coding region: 80-856 (258 amino acids)
Molecular function (GO): protein binding
Source: RefSeq, a predicted model, not a curated record
AAAACACACUGAGCUGAUGUGGAAGACACUUAUUUGGGAGAAGAGACAACCACUAUCACCUGCAUUCUGCAGACACUAGAUGCCUGUCUCAACCAUGAAGGUAACUGUAAGUGCUCUGCUGCUCCUGUUGUGUGGCCUGGCUGUGCUGGCGGACCACACUGAAGUGGCAGCUACAAAAUCCCCCAUUGAAACCAACCAGGCUGACAUACACGCAGUGCUGAGAGAGAUGAGUGGCCUCCUAGCAGAGACCAGAGCAGAGCUUAGGUGUGCCAAGUCUAAACUGGAGGGCAUGGAAACUAGGCUGGCAGCUAGUGAGGAUAAGGCCGAGGGUUUGGAGAAGACAGUAGAGGAACAGAGAGCUGUAAUCCAGAAGCUGCAAGAGAAACAGAAGGAGCAAGAAGGGGUCGUGGAAGCAGUGGAAGCAAGGGUGAGCACAAAACUGAAGAAGACAGUAGAGGAGCUGGAAGCAGUGGAAGGAAAGAUGAACACGACAGGGAUUCAGGUAGAGGAACUUAGGAGGGCACAGGCGGCAGAGAGAGUGUCCUUCUCUGCCUCACUUAAUAUAUCUGGUAACAUUGGACCCCUACAUCCAACACCAAUCCUGGUCUACAAACACGUCAUCACUAACAUUGGCAACCACUACAACAAAAACACAGGCAUCUUCACAGCUCCAGUCAGAGGGGUCUACCACUUUCUUGUAUUUGCUUAUGGGGUUGGUGGCAGCCACGCCACUGGGGUAUUCCUACAUAAAAAUGGAGACCCCAUCGUCAUCGCAUACAGUCAUCAGACAGGUGGCAGCAUAAGUCCAUCAAACGGGGCGUCCCUGCUGCUGGAGGUUGGAGAUGUGGUGUCAUGA